GCUCACUGGGAUUAAUUUAACUCUACUGUUGGAAAAGGAGAAACUUCUGAGUUGUUUUUAUUGAUCUGAAAGCACUAAAUGAGUGACCUAAGGUGUAUUGCAACUACAGAAAGAUGAACAACACUCUGCAAGACAGAAACAUGUUUACAGUACAAGCAGACGUUAUAUUUCACGCAGCAAACCCUGACUCUCCAGAAUCACCUAUCCCAGCUGAAGGGAACAACAACAGUGUCACAGCUAUGGAGAAAACGGGCAUCCCUGGUGCGGAAAUACUGCAGGGUCUCCCGGGUACAUGGGAUACAUCAGAAUCAGGAGGUUUAACUGACAAUAGGAUUUUGGGAAACUAUGGCACUGUAACAGGUGCAGAAUACGCACAAGAUGCUGUCUCUAGUGACAGUGGAUUUCAAGAGCACAUACAGCCUCUGGACUCAUCUAGAGCACAAAAUCUGGACCUUAGUUUGAGAAAUAUGAGUGAAGCUUCAAGUCAAGGAAAUAUUAGAGAAGAAACGAAUGGAACAAAGAUAGCUUCCAGUUUGGCAUCCUCUCUGUACUUCAGACCAGAGAACAAGGAGGAAAUUGACAAAUUAUCCAAUAUCCUAAGAGACGGUGAGGUGGUUCGGAGUCAGCUUGACAUUAAAAAUGUCUCCUCCACAUCAGAGGACAAAAAUAAUUCCUAUUCAAGCUCUCAAAAAAUGAGGUCACUUGAAAAAACCCUGGGAUGCUUUAUAAGUUCCUCUGAAGGAACAGAUCAGACCUGCUACAGAACAUCGCUUGGACAGACUGGGCAGGAAUCAAGCCAAGGGCUAAAGCAAAGUGGAUCUGCAGUAAGAGAAGCUCUAUCUGCAAAAGAAGAGCCGAAUUUAGUCAUAGAGGUGGGCGGACAGAAAAUACAAGCACACAAAUCAGUAUUAGCUGAGAAAAGUGAUUAUUUUAAGGCCAGGCUUUCUCGAGACAUCCUGAAGGUAAAAGGAAUGAGCUACAAGACCUUAUCAGUGCUUGUAGAUUAUGUUUACUCCUCCCAGAUGAACGUAAGCAAAGACAAUAUUGUGGAUGUCAUCACAGGAGCAAAGAUCCUGCAGAUGCCCUGUGCGGUACAAGCUGCUAUCGACACCAUAUCCACACAGAUCACGCCUGGGAACUGCUAUGAAAUCCUAAUGAUUGCCAAAAAGCAGCGACUAAAUGAACUGAAAGAAACAGCCUAUCGGUUCAUGAGUGACAACUUUCUCCAGGUUCUGAGAGAUCCGGCGGUUUACGGGCGCCUCACGGGCUCAGAGAGAGACCUCAUAUUGCGCAAACGGAUGGAGAGCCGCCAGUGUCUGAUGGUUGCGGAAAUCAACGACGUGUUUGAGCGUGUAGGAAGUAGACCGCCCAGCAGAAACAGCAGCCGUCCCCAGAGUCCUCUCUCCAUCACGUCUUUUGAGGACAAUCACAUGAUCUACAGCUACAAUAAAAGCAGUAAGGACUGGCACACCCUGACCGUCAUGCCAGAAGACAUCAACACCAGGGGCUGCGGUAUUUGUACUAUGUACAACUACUUGUUUGUGGCCGGCGGGAUCAGGGGAACUGGGGAGAAAAGCAAAGUCUCGGACAGAGUAUUCUGCUACAAUCCCAUCACAGACCGCUGGAGCGAAGUCCGACCCAUGAACCAAGCACGAUCGCAACUCAAACUCGUCUCCAUGGACGGGAACCUGUAUGCCAUUGGCGGUGAAUGUCUUUUCACCGUGGAGAAGUACGACCCUCGAAUGGACCGCUGGAUGUCAGUGGCUCCUCUACCUAAAGGAGCAUUUGCAGUGGCUCACGAAGCCACUACGUGUAACGGUGAGCUGUACGUCUCAGGAGGAUCUCUGUUCUAUCGGUUGUUGAAAUAUGACCCCAAGAGAGACGAAUGGCAGGAGUGUCCAUACAACAACAGCAGGAAAAAAUCCACAGACAUGGUGGCUCUCAAGAGCUUCAUCUACCGAUUUGAUGUAAACCGUGAACAGGGCAUCAGUGUCUUUAAAUACAACACCAUCGUGAAGAUGUGGCAUGACUGUGCCUCCCAGCAGCAGGGCUGCACACUGCCGUUUCGAUGUGCUGUCAUUGAUAAUUGCAUCUACUGUGUGAAUAAAUCUCAGACUCUUCAGUUCAUUGUAGAAGAGGAUGGAGGUCGAUUCAAAGACGAGUCUCUGAAAGCACCUGUGGAGGCCAAAGGCAUCUUAUUCCCCUUCGUUCUUAGCUUGCCUGAGAGAGGUGGAAGAAUUGCAUGAGUAGGAUAUUUCAUCCCUCGUAUGACCCUUCGGAGUCACUCCAAACAUGGAGAAAGAGAAUGCCUGGUCAAUAUUUAUAGAUUAAACAUUAUCUCCAGAGAAGUUCAAGGUGCCAGCACGUAGUGCUUGAAACUGGAAUGUGUUUCUUUGCAUGGUAAGAAAAACAUGUAAAACCAAUGUAAAAUCACAGCUCCACUAUUCAACUUUAGGAAAUGCAUUUAUAGCUAAUUUGUGCAGUCUCUUCCUUCAUUUGUUUUGUGCACUUUGUAUCGGAUAGUAGUUUAGGCUGAACCUAAAAACCCAUUCAUUUGUAAAGGCUAGUUUAUUGCACCGACAGCCCUGACCAACAGCAACAAUCGCCAGAAAUUCCACGACCUGACUAAUACGAUUAAACGUUCAGUUUCUGAAAACAAACACUGACCAACUCAGGGUUAACACACCGAUCCGAGUGAACCCAACAAACUUCUCUGUUACUAUUGAUCGGAUUCUGUCAGUGCAGUGCGAAUUAACCUUAAAAUGGCAAUGAAGAGCACAAAUGAACAAUUGAAGCACAUGAUGUAAUAAUGUGACCCUGUUUUCUAGCAACAGAUUCUAUGCAAAUAGAUUUUGAAGUAAAAAUUAAACACUUUUUGAACUACAUAGCAAAAAAUAGCUCUCAAUUCUAGAACUUUGAUACAUCAGGGGUCAAUAAACAAAUGUCCUGAAGCAGCUGACAGAGAAGCCAUAACCUUUGAUGACAUUGGCGUAACAUUAGGGAAACUUAAAGAGCACAAAUCACUUGACUUCUGUAAUUGCUGCUACUCUAAUAUUACUGGCUCACGGAUGUAGUUCAAACCAGUGCAUUCCUAUGACAGCACACUCAGCGGCGCAUUCUCUCUGAGACCCUUCUAGGAGAGAUUUUAGCACUUUCAUUGAGGAAAGUCCAGAAGGCAAAAAAAAGGUGUAUGUUCUUUAUUUCUGAGUCAUUGCCAAAGAUAAAAGUUGUAAUUUGCAGGCAGACAAACAUUAAUUUAAAUUGCAUUAUUAUGAGCAAUACCUUUUUUGUUUGAAAUAUCAUUCAUCAAUGUUUUAGGAUUUAAGCUCAAGCUGUUGUUAAUGAAGACUACAAUUACAGUUCAAUACAAUAACAUUUAUCCAUAAAAAACACACUUCAGAUUCUCAGAUUCUCAGAUCUUCAACAGCUAGGGAGAAAAUAUUGUCUUUAUGGUGUUGUCUUAUAUGAAUUUAGGCUGAACCCAUCAAAGAGGGACAAUGUCACAAAACUCAAAACAUUCAUAUGGUAUCCAUAGCAUGUAAUGAGGUAUUAUAAUGUCAUUUAUAACUUGGAUGUUGCAAUCUGUGUAGACACCCUGUGAUGUUUAGUGUCCAGGAGUAUUUUACUGAGAUACAAUUGUUGACGCUUCAGUAUUCCCCUAGACAUUUAUGAACUGAUGGAGAAUGUGAGAUGAGUAAUAGUUUGAGGAUAUGGAUUUUAAAAAUGUUUCUUUAGUGUAAUACUGUUGAAAUAAACUUAAGGGAAUUUGAAUAUGAAUGUUGGUAUGAUUAUGAACUUGAAUGUGAAUGUUUUAUUAGCUUUUUAAUUAACUCCAUGUGCUUUAAUCAAUUUUAAUGAAGCUGGACAAACAACACAAUUCCAGUAAACAUCAUUCAAAAAUGUAUUCACUGAAGAAUCCCUCCAACUCUGCAAUGGUUCCCAACACAUUUAAAUGGUAACAACUUUUGUCGUUUUUUUUUUUUUUAAGAUGUUUUUAAAUAGUAUGAUAAUUGGAAAACUCUUCAAACAUUCAAAUGAAAGUGUCUAUAAUACUGGUCAUAUGGGGGGGGGGGGGGGGGUAUUGCUUGCUGAUGUGUAUAAAGCUAAUAUGCUUUUAAAACAAAUGGCUUGAUUUGAUGGCUUCACAUUUUCAGUGGCUUUAUGUCAGUUUAACAUCUCACAAACUUUUUCUGUCUUUACAAUAAAAGAUCUUUUGUUUCCUGGUUCA
Messenger RNA from Cyprinus carpio (common carp), 4228 nucleotides. Its product is annotated as kelch repeat and BTB domain containing 11. The record is from RefSeq and is a predicted model, not a curated record. Gene Ontology annotation, molecular function: protein binding. NCBI's taxonomy places the organism in Eukaryota, Metazoa, Chordata, Actinopteri, Cypriniformes, Cyprinidae.